AUGGCAGCCGGGGAUUUAUUACCGGGGCCUCCACCCGGCUGGGCGGACUUUCGACUUGAAGCCGGGAAGAAGGGGAACAGGAAGGCAGUUCUGGGAGCAGCGAGCCCACGGGUGGCAGCUGGAGGCCCCGCGAUGGCCAAGUUUCUUUCCCAGGACCAAAUUAAUGAGUACAAGGAAUGCUUCUCCCUGUACGACAAGCAGCAGCGCGGGAAGAUUAAAGCCACAGACCUGCUGAUGGUGAUGCGGUGCCUGGGGGCCAGCCCAACGCCUGGGGAGGUGCAGCGGCACCUGCAGACUCACAGGAUAGACAGAAAUGGAGAGCUGGAUUUCUUUACUUUCCUGACCAUCAUGCAUAUGCAGAUAAAACAAGAGGACCCAAAAAAGGAAAUUCUUUUGGCCAUGUUGAUGGCGGACAAGGAGAAGAAAGGCUACAUCAUGGCGUCUGAAUUGCGGUCAAAACUCAUGCAACUGGGGGAGAAGCUCACCCACAAAGAAGUGGAGGAUCUCUUCAGGGAAGCAGAUAUCGAACCGAAUGGCAAAGUGAAGUAUGACGAGUUCAUCCAGAAGCUCACCAUUCCUGUGCGGGACUACUGAACGAGGAGGCGAGAGAGCCGCCCCUGGGCCUGAGCACUCAGACUGUGGGUUUUGGAAAAGAAAGUGUUUCUUACACUUGCGGGAGAUGGCAAACACAGCAAGAUGACAAACCUAAGCCCAGCAAGAGGACAAGGAAACAAAAUUAUUCCAGCCACGGUAU
Budorcas taxicolor (takin) is the source of this 754-nucleotide messenger RNA. RefSeq names its product calmodulin like 4 (gene CALML4). Bases 1 to 594 code for a protein of 197 amino acids. Gene Ontology annotation, molecular function: calcium ion binding. Lineage: Eukaryota; Metazoa; Chordata; Mammalia; Artiodactyla; Bovidae. The record is from RefSeq and is a predicted model, not a curated record. Gene Ontology annotation, cellular component: myosin II complex. The transcript is spliced from 5 exons.